Coturnix japonica (Japanese quail) is the source of this 1877-nucleotide messenger RNA. RefSeq names its product hydroxysteroid dehydrogenase like 1 (gene HSDL1). Gene Ontology annotation, cellular component: mitochondrion. The record is from RefSeq and is a predicted model, not a curated record. Lineage: Eukaryota; Metazoa; Chordata; Aves; Galliformes; Phasianidae.
GCGGUGUGCGGCAGCGCGGUACGGACACGGCCGGGCUGGGACAGACCGCCAGGGCCACGGCAUUGCGCUACGGGAAAGGGGCUUCUGAUCACCAUGGCUGCAGUGGAUCGCUUCAACCUGCUGUACAGAGAGAUCAGUCGUUCCUGCAGUGUUUACAUUGAGGCCCUGGCUAUAGUUGGAGCUUGGUACACAGUCAGAAAAUGUCUGACUCUUGUGUUUGACACUUACAGCAUGCUCAGGCUUCAUGUUAUUCCAAAGCUGGUUGGUGAGAUUGAUAUUGUCAAGCGGUAUGGAAGAUGGGCAGUGGUCACUGGUGGCACAGAUGGAAUUGGGAAGGCAUAUGCUGAAGAACUGGCCAAGCGUGGUGUCAAUGUAAUAUUAAUCAGCCGAAGCAAAGAGAAGCUAAAAGCUGUAUGUAGAAGCAUAUCUGAAACCUAUAAAGUGGAAACAGAUUUCAUAGUAGCUGACUUCAGUAAGGGGCGUGAGGCUUACCAAGCCAUUAAGGAGGGCCUGAAAGAUAGAGAAAUAGGAAUUUUGGUGAAUAAUGUAGGACUGUUUUAUACCUACCCAGAUUAUUUUACUAACCUGUCUGAGGAUAUGCUGUGGGACAUGAUCAACAUAAAUAUUGCUUCUGCUAAUAUGAUGGUGCAUAUUGUGUUGCCGGGCAUGGUAGAGAAGAAGAAAGGUGCAAUUGUGAAUGUCUCAUCUGCUUCCUGUUGUCAGCCAACACCAAUGCUAACGAUCUAUGGAGCCUCUAAAGCCUACUUGGACUAUUUCAGUAGAGCAUUGUAUUAUGAAUAUGCUUCAAAAGGAAUUUUUGUUCAGAGUUUAACCCCAUUUGUAAUUGCUACAAAAAUGGUAUCGUGCAGUAGCGUUACAUCAAAGAGAUCUUUCUUUUUUCCUUCUGCUGAAGAGUAUGCAAGUCAUGCUAUUUCUACCCUUGGGUUAUCCAAAAGGACUCCUGGUUACUGGAAGCAUUCAAUAGAGUUCACACUGGGUGAGCGUCUACCUGAAUGGAUCUGGGCAUGGUUUGCACAGUACUUCUGCAGAAUUAUACGCAAGGAAGCUUUAACGCACAAAGCGAAAUAGGAAUAUCCAGAUGUCCAAUGUAAAUGAGUACUGGAAUCUGAUUGGACUGCUACAAAAUGGUCAAGUGAAUCCUGGAUUUACUGUAAUUUAUCCAUAACUUACCGUGUAACUAGUGUUACUUGUAACAAUAACCUAGACAGAAGUGUGAGUCCCACAUCUUUGUGCUAAGUAGCUCCUUCUCUGCGUUCAUCCAGGAUGAAGAGUUGACCUUGCAUUGGUUAAUCUCAGUUCACUUUGUCUCUAAGGUAAUCAAACAGGAGCAGAUAUAACUUCAAUUCUGAUAGUAAAUGACUGUAUCAUAGUGCUAUGUAAUCUUGAUUUGUAAUGUUAACAGAAUUCGAGAAUUCUCCAGCUCUGGUGAUAAUGGACCCAAAACAAAUCAUGUUGUUUUAAAAAGACGGUCCUAGUCAAUUAAUAUGCAGUUUAUGAGUCUUCUGGUCUUUUCAUGGCAGAUACUUGUAUGUUUGAAGUGCAAAUAUUGUUGUUUUUGAAUGGAGUACUUACCACACAUCUUAAUUUUGAUGAAGUCAUACUAAUUUGGAGGUUGUUUAAAUGACAGAAAAGGUCUUAAAGAACUGCAAAGGAAUUUGAAGAUAACAUUUUUUCCUUUCUUAUUCUAAGUGUGAGUGCUCUUGACCAUGAUUUAAAUAUCCCUUUAGCAAUCUGAAGUGUGGCUGCUGAAUUGAAACAGGUUGUAAAAAUCCAUUAUGUAAAGAAAACUAACAAAUAAGUAGUGUUCUAAGAACAAAGGUUACUUUCAUAUGACAAAAAAAAUACUUAAGUCUUGA